AUGAUCCCUUGGGAGCACUUGGUAGGGUCCCUCGGGACGUCGCUGCUCCUGGAAGGGUCCAUGGUGGCGCCACAGUUCCAGGGAGGGGUCCCUGUUGGCGAGGUCGCUCUUGGGAGGGUACCCGGGAGCGCCGCCGUCCCUAGAAAGGUCCCUGGGGCGUCGCCGCCCCUGGCAUGGCCCCUGGGGGCGCCAAACUACCUGGGAGGGCCCAUGGGAGCGCCGCUGUCCCUAGGACAGCCCCUGGGGGCGCCGCCUUCCCUCGGAGGGCCUCUGGGAGUGCCUCUGUCCCUGGGAGAACUCCUGUUGGUCGCAGAGCCCCUCGGAGGGCCAUUGGGGAUGCAGCAACCUCUGAGUGGGCUCCUGGGGCGUUUCCGACCCUGGGUGGGCCACUGCUAUCCCUGUGACAGCCUCUGGGGAUCGGCCGUCCAUGGAAAGGCUCCUGGGAGAGUGCCAGUGCCCCUUGCUGGUCCCCUGGGAGGGCGGGUGUCAUGGGGAGUAGCCCCGGUGGUGUCACUGUCCCUGGCAUGGCUUCUGGAAGCACCAAUGCCCAUGAGGGGGACCCUGAGAGCAACGCCUUUCCUGUUACGAACCUUAGGACCACCGCUGUCCCAGAGCGAGUUCAUGGGAUGUGUCCCUAGGGGCGCCACCGCCCUGGGAUGGUCCCUGGGGGCACCACCGUCCCUGGCAGGGUCCCAGGGGUCACUGUCGCCAAUGAAAGGGCCCCUGGGAGCGACAGAGCAGUAG
Homarus americanus (American lobster) is the source of this 744-nucleotide messenger RNA. RefSeq names its product tetra-peptide repeat homeobox protein 1-like. The transcript is spliced from 2 exons. NCBI's taxonomy places the organism in Eukaryota, Metazoa, Arthropoda, Malacostraca, Decapoda, Nephropidae. The coding region runs from base 1 to 744 and encodes 247 amino acids. The record is from RefSeq and is a predicted model, not a curated record.